Tetrahymena thermophila SB210 is the source of this 954-nucleotide messenger RNA. RefSeq names its product transmembrane protein, putative. The record is from RefSeq and is a predicted model, not a curated record. NCBI's taxonomy places the organism in Eukaryota, Ciliophora, Oligohymenophorea, Hymenostomatida, Tetrahymenidae. The transcript is spliced from 2 exons.
AUGGACUUAAACAAGUUGAUUAUUAUUUUACCUUCCUGCGCUGGCCUCAUAACAUAAUUACUCUACGUAUCAAAGUUAACAAUACAAAAUACUCACAUUAAAACAAAAGAUAAAAUUCUUUUGAAUGUCUUCGUGAGCAGCAUGGUUUUUAAUAUUGGCCUAAUUUUAAUGAGUCUAACAAACAGUUAGUGUAUAGUAUCUCAAGCAUUAAUUACCUUUGGAUUUAACUCAGCUAUUUUGUUUACUAUUUUCUACAUUUAUACUGAAUACUAGAGUCUUAAAUCAGCUCACCUAUUUUCAAGCAAACGAAAGACAGCUUGUCUAUUCUUGACUAUUGCAAUUAAUGUCUUAUGUGUUGGUCUUGGAUUUGUAUCGAUGUUUUAGAUAGGUGAUGAUUUAAACGAUAAUUAAGAUAAAACUUGCUUAGAAUUAGUUAAUUCUUCAUUUAUUAAUAAAUAAUACGUAUUAGUUAUUUGCCAUUUGAUACCAUUUACUGUUGCAUUUGUUCUAAUGACGAUUUAAUUAUACAACAUAUCUGUAAAGCUUCAUAGAAAAUAUUCUGUAAUAGUAUCCUCAAAAAAAAUUCUCUUGCCUACAUUCUGUCUCCUUUUUUAUUUUGCAAUGACUAUUUAGGUUACCUUAUAAAUAUGUUAUCCACAAUCUACUACUGAAGAGGAUAGUAAGAAUUCAAAAAGAGCAGAGAUGUGGAGAAAAUUCGGACUCUAUGCACUUUCUUUCUAUGGAAUCUUCUAUUCUACUUUUUAAGUAUUCUUUAAUAGUAAAAAGAUAAUACCACAAAAGAGAUUCUAGAGUUUCUCUUCAAAUGAAGAAGAAGAUUUAAGUUUAGAAAAAAGCAAAAAAAGUGUAUUGUGUAGGCAUUUUUUAUCAGAUGAUGAAAUUUUAGCUGGAAAAUAAAUAAAAUUAAGUGAAAGUUAAUAAAGUAAUAAAAGUUGA